This is a messenger RNA of Dicrocoelium dendriticum, 419 nucleotides long. NCBI's taxonomy places the organism in Eukaryota, Metazoa, Platyhelminthes, Trematoda, Plagiorchiida, Dicrocoeliidae. The record is from the annotation of a GenBank genome assembly.
CAACAACAAAAGCAGUUCGAACAAUCUAAUUUGCGACUCUAUCAAAUUCUCGUUCAGUCCCUCUCUCUCCAACCAAAGGUUGCAUUAACAACCUCUAACUCAGAGUUUCACUUUGAGCCUACAUUUGCUCUCGUUUUCGAUUCGUGGUACAAACGCUGGAAGGAGACAUUUGAGCAUGAGUUUAUUGAUAAAAGUGGCUCGUGGAAAUCCCUGCUCUUAAUCCAGAAAAGUGGAACCGUCGAGCACGAUCGUUUCGUUAACUUCAUUCUUCUUAAGCAACUCAAAGAUCUUGAUUUUGUGCACACAGUGGAACAAUUACGCGAGAUUUUCAGCAAUCAGCUUUCGAUUUUUAACUUCCGGUACAACUGUCUUAAGUUUGCGAAGCGUGAUGCGGACGAUUACGUCACAUACUGUGAACC